Vombatus ursinus (common wombat) is the source of this 2850-nucleotide messenger RNA. Its product is annotated as zinc finger protein 69 homolog. The coding region runs from base 322 to 705 and encodes 127 amino acids. The transcript is spliced from 6 exons. The record is from RefSeq and is a predicted model, not a curated record. NCBI's taxonomy places the organism in Eukaryota, Metazoa, Chordata, Mammalia, Diprotodontia, Vombatidae. Gene Ontology annotation, biological process: regulation of DNA-templated transcription.
UCUCAUGCUUGGAAUGCCCUCCCUCCUCACCUGGGCCUCCUGGCUUCCUUCACUUCUCAGCUACAAUCUCACCUUGUGAAAACAAGCUUUUCCUGGUCUCUGACACUGCCAGAGCCUUCCCUCCCAGGGUGCCUCCCAUCCACACUGUACAGAGCUUGUUUGGACACAGACGCUGACAUGUUCUCUCCCCAUUAGAGUGUGAGCUCGUUGCAGACGCCAAGACGCAGAAGGGGCUUGGGACCCCGGGUGGGAUGAGAGCAGACAGAGCCCAAGGGCUCCUGACCCAGAGCUCUGCCCCCUUCUGACAGCACGUGUGAAACAAUGAAGCUUGGCCACCGGCGAGCCAAAGGUAGGUCAGCAUCCAGCCUCAGAAGAGAAGGCAAAGACAAAGUCUCCCCCCUCUGCCAUCCCUGUCUUGUCCCUCCCCAACUCAGUCUGCAGAGGACCAAAGCCUGGAGCCAGACAGCAUGGCCCCUGGGACCCAGAGCCCCUCAUCCCAGACUCUCCCACCUCUGUGACAGAGCACAUACCUUCUCCCGGAUUCCACACGGAGAAACAUUCCAUAGAGCUGGUGACAUUCAAGGAUGCGGCUGUGGACGUCACCCAGGAGGAGUGGGGCCUCCUGGACCAUUCUCAGAAAGAGCUGUACAAGGAGGUCAUGCUGGAGAACGCCCAGAACCUGCUGACCCUGGCUUUGGAGCAUAAAUUUAUUACGAAGAGCUACGGAAUCGACUGUGUGACAUGAGAGGCACUGGCAGAGGCCAGGCCAGCAAAGUGUGCCCACAUCACAGAAGGUGUGUGCUCCAGGAGCAAAGCGGAAUGGAAGCAGUCCAAAAAAAGAGUGAGAGUCACAAAUGUAAAGAUAUCUCUACCCCAAUGUUCACAUGGACUACUCGUGCCUGACCCGUGCUAGAGCGUUCCGAGCUCGCGCUGCUCUGAUCAGCCACGGUCAGGCACCCUGGGACUUGAUUCCAACAUUAUGGUGUCAGUUUGGUCCUUUUUGAGAAUAAAGGACAACAACCAACCGAUGUUUAUUAUAUCCGUUCUUUAUAUGCCUGCAUAUAAUCAAUACCUGUUCCUUAUAUACCUUGGAAAUGUAGCCUUGAAGAAGGAAACUUGCUACAAAUCUGUUUCACGGUUACUUGCUUCUCUUUAAAUUUUUGAUGCAUUUUUUUAACAUGAUGAAAACUGCCCAUUUUAUUUUCGGUCAUCCUCUCUGUCCCUUGUUUGGAGAGGAACUCUUCUACUAUCCACAACUGUAGCUUCUCCAUGGUUCUUCCACUUUGUUUGAGGGGACUUUUUAUAUCUAAGCUGGGCGUUCAUUUGGAGCUAAGCGUGGUCUAGUGUGACAUGCUGGCCCAUAUUUAUUUUCUGCCAGAUUACUUUCCAGUGUUUCCAGCAUGUUGCAGUGGUUAGUAAACCCUGGCCCCACAGUGGAGGUCUUUGGAUUGAAUGAACACAAGGUAACUCUACUCAUUUUCUUUUGUACGUUACACACCUGAUCUCUUCAGUUUCUCAAGAUCCCUAUUGUUAAGUAGGACAAAACAUUCUUGAUGAUCUGGUAUAGUUUCAGAUUUGAUUCUGCCAGAUCUCCUUCCUGGAAUACUGGAAGAGGUUGUGGGAAAGGGACACAUAUUCAUGUGUACUUUGACAUAUUUAGAUUUGUAAGGGACCAUGAAAGCCGCUGAGUUCAACGUCCUCAUUUUAGAGAUGAGCAAAGUGAGACAGAGAGAUUGCUUGUUCCUUGCCCACAGUUAGAGAGCUAGGAAGCAUGGGAGUCAGGAUCUGAACCCAUUUUCCCAAGUUCUAAACCAAAUGCUCCAUCCAUUACAAUUAACGCCUUCUUCGACUUUGCUCUGAAUGUCAAUCUGAAUGAAAAGAGAAGCAACUAAACUGUCCAUAUGUUUUAGCCAACUGACUUUACUGUGAGACUUAUAAUCUAAGGAAUGAUAACCAUAAAAAUGGUAUUUCCAUAGUGAUUUAAUACUUGCAAAACAUUUAGAAAUAGUGCCUCACUUAAUCUUUACCUCAACCCUGGGAGGCAAAUGCUCUUAUUAACCCUAUUCUACAGAUGGGGAAACUCAGGCAGGAAAAGGUUACUUGACUUGCACAAGGACAUACCACUAUAAGUGCCCGGGACCAAAAUGGAAUUCAGGUCUUGUGGGCUGAAGCACAGCACUUCAUGCACUGGGCCACCUCAUUGCUUAAAGAAAGCACGAAAGAAAGAAAUGCCCAAUAGUCACUAAAACAUAUAUACAAGGACUUUUCAUGCCAGCAAACAACAGGAAACAAAGUAAAUACCAAUUAAUUGGGUAAUGGCUAAAGAAGUUAUAGUAUAUAAAUGCCAGGAAAUAUUGAGGAGGGAUGACAAAUAUUAGGAUUUCAGAGAAAAAUUCAUUGCGUUUUUAGAGUUCUGCGCACAGUACGAAAUUUGUUAUGUUUAAUGAUGUCUCUUCUGUUGAGAAGUCUAAUUAAAUCUGUUCCGCAGCAAGAGGCCUUCCCUUAUUAAUUAGAUCCAUAAGUUUUAUGUCUAGCAUGACGCGUCCAAAGUACACUCAAGUAUGACCUCUAGGUGAAGUCCUUUCCAUAACCAAUGCUUUUAUACGCUGUCAUUCCAUUGUGAAUACUGUUGUCUAUCUGAUCACGCUCUUCCAGAGAAAAGCACGUUCCCCUCAGCACAUUAAGGCUUCUCUUCACAAUCCUAUGAUAUAAAUAGAGAUGUUCUCCGGCUGAAAGCCUUCCCACACAGAAUCCACGCAUAGCUGUUCAUCACAAUGAAUUUAAUGUUGAACAAGCUCUGAAUACCAUUUGAAUGCCGUUCCUCAUUCAUGACAGUGAUAAGAUUUCUAU